Messenger RNA from Protobothrops mucrosquamatus (brown spotted pit viper), 804 nucleotides. It is a transcript of the gene KCND2, whose product is annotated as potassium voltage-gated channel subfamily D member 2. Lineage: Eukaryota; Metazoa; Chordata; Lepidosauria; Squamata; Viperidae. Gene Ontology annotation, biological process: potassium ion transmembrane transport. The transcript is spliced from 6 exons. Gene Ontology annotation, molecular function: A-type (transient outward) potassium channel activity; voltage-gated monoatomic ion channel activity involved in regulation of postsynaptic membrane potential. Bases 1 to 804 code for a protein of 267 amino acids. Gene Ontology annotation, cellular component: voltage-gated potassium channel complex; membrane. The record is from RefSeq and is a predicted model, not a curated record.
AUGUGGAUCCCUAGUAGGGAGAGGUAUGGUGACAUGGUGCCGAAGACAAUAGUUGGGAAGAUAUUUGGUUCCAUUUGCUCUCUCAGCGGGGUCUUAGUCAUUGCUCUUCCAGUUCCAGUCAUUGUCUCCAACUUCAGUCGCAUCUAUCAUCAGAACCAACGAGCCGAUAAGCGCAGGGCACAAAAGAAAGCCCGGCUUGCAAGGAUCCGUGCAGCAAAGAGUGGGAGUGCAAAUGCUUAUAUGCAGAGCAAAAGAAAUGGCUUCCUCAGUAACCAGCUGCAGCUAUAUGGUGAAGAACAAGAGGCCUUUGUUAGCAAAUCUGGUUCUUCCUUUGAAAUCCAGCACCACCAUCUGCUUCACUGUCUGGAAAAAACUACGAAUCACGAGUUUGUGGAUGAUCAAACCUAUGAAGAAAGCUGUAUGGAGGUUUCUACAAUCAACCGGCAAACUAGCCAUAGUCCUUCUCUCUCUUCUCAACAAGGAGUGACAAGCUCUUGCUGUUCCCGGCGACAUAAAAAGACAUUCCGCAUCCCAAAUACCAAUAUAAUCAGCAGCCGUCCAAGUAGUGUCCAAGAACUCAGCACUAUUCAGAUCAGGUGCAUGGAAAGAACACCUCUGUCAAACAGUCGAUCCAGUUUAAAUGCCAAAAUGGAAGAGUGUGUAAAACUAAACUGUGAGCAGCCUUAUGUAACCACAGCAAUAAUUAGCAUCCCAACACCACCUGUGACUACCCCGGAAGGAAACAAUAGACAGGAUUCUCCAGAGUAUUCAGGAGGAAACAUCGUUCGAGUAUCUGCUUUAUAA